This is a messenger RNA of Microthlaspi erraticum, 534 nucleotides long. NCBI's taxonomy places the organism in Eukaryota, Viridiplantae, Streptophyta, Magnoliopsida, Brassicales, Brassicaceae. The record is from the annotation of a GenBank genome assembly.
AUGGAAGAGGAGGAGUCAGAGGAAGAAGAGGAUGAGCUCCCCAUGUACCAAGAGCACUAUGAUGCUCUCUUCUCCAUGGACUUUGUGGAGACCAAGUACCCACAUGAUGACACAAUGAAGGCCUUGGGAUCUUUGAGAUGUGGAGUUGGUCCAAGAACAUGCAAGUUGCACUUGGCCAAGUUCUUCUCUUACCGCAUGGAAUCCUACAAGGAGCUCACUUGUGAGUUCUUGGCUUCAAUGAGGCAGUUGGAGAUCUUGUUUGGGUUCAACUAUGGAGAGGGAACCAAGUGGAACUUCAAGGAGGAGAGCUCCAAAGGGUUUGGGCUACAAUCGCUGAUGGAGUGUACUCUUCCUCAAGGUCAAGGCAGCUCAGAUCAGGAGCCCAGUCUUGAGAUAUGUGCACAAGGCACUUGCCAACACCUUCUUUGCAAGGAAGGCACCGGGACAAUCAAUGAGGGAGAACUCAAGUUUCUUGACAUGGGAAUCAAGCCCAUCUCUCACGCACAAGGAUGGCAAGAGGAUCAGGGGAGAUAG